AUGUCGCACCUCAUGGCUCUGCUGGCCUUCUUGGUACAGAGCGUUUCAAUCGUUGCCGCCAGCUCUGCUGCGCCCUCGGCAUUUGGGUUUUUCGUCAAUAACACCAUCCACGAGCCCCUGGGCAACGGGAGUUUCUUCUAUCCUCGGUACACCGAGUUGCAAGAUGGGACCAUCCUUGCAACCGCGUCUAUCACAGGUCAUAGCCCCGCUUUCUUCCCCGUCUUCGAGAGCAAGGACGGCGGCGCAACGUGGGAUUGGAUUUCCAACGUCACGGACACGCAGAACGGGUGGGGUUUUCCCGCGCAGCCCAUGCUCACCGUGUUGAGUGAGCCAUUGGGGGCAUAUGAUGCGGGCACUAUCCUGGCAACUGGGAAUAGUUGGAGUGAUAAUGGCACGCGCAUCGACCUCUAUGCAAGUGCCGACCGAGCAAGGUCGUGGGAGUUCGUCAGCCGCGUGGCUGAGGGCGGACCUCCCAACACGACAAACGGAUAUACGCCUGUGUGGGAACCGUACCUAUUGGAAUACAACAAAUCUCUGAUCUGCUAUUAUUCCGACCAGCGGGACCCGAAGCACGGCCAGAAACUUUCGUAUCAGGUCUCAACAGAUUUGAAGGCUUGGGGCCCGGUUUUUGAUUCCGUAGCCUACGAUGAGUACGUGGCACGCCCCGGCAUGCCUGUUGUCAUCUGGGUUCCUCCCAUCGCAAAAUGGAUGAUCGUAUAUGAGUAUGUCGGCGGGUACGCUUCAGACGGAUCCAAAUACCCGGUUUAUUACCGUCUUGCCGAUAGUCCUCUGGAAUUUCAAACCGCCAGCGGCAUACCUAUAGUGACCGAUACCAAGAAAAUACCCAAUGCUAGCCCCUAUGUGGCUUGGAGCCCCAUCGGCGGUCCCAACGGAACCAUCAUCGUCUCUGACGCGGAUAACAGCCAAGUUUUUACCAACCAGUUCGGGGGCGACAUGAAUGAGUGGGAAGAACACGCGACGACGGCUCCGAUGGCGUACAGCAGACCUGUCCAGAUCCUUCGUCAAUACCCAGACCACCUUGUAAUCUAUGGCGCCGGGACUUAUGACUCCUUCUCGAGCAAUAUGCUCACACCUCUCACGGCGACAGCCAUCAACCUGACAGAGAUCCUGAUAAAUUAG
Molecule: messenger RNA, 1140 nt
Organism: Colletotrichum graminicola M1.001
Lineage: Eukaryota; Fungi; Ascomycota; Sordariomycetes; Glomerellales; Glomerellaceae
Exons: 2
Coding region: 1-1140 (379 amino acids)
Source: RefSeq, a predicted model, not a curated record